Molecule: messenger RNA, 1927 nt
Organism: Wyeomyia smithii (pitcher-plant mosquito)
Lineage: Eukaryota; Metazoa; Arthropoda; Insecta; Diptera; Culicidae
Gene: abo
Product: DET1 homolog
Exons: 2
Coding region: 92-1801 (569 amino acids)
Biological process (GO): positive regulation of proteasomal ubiquitin-dependent protein catabolic process; protein ubiquitination
Cellular component (GO): cullin-RING ubiquitin ligase complex; nucleus
Molecular function (GO): ubiquitin protein ligase binding; ubiquitin-like ligase-substrate adaptor activity
Source: RefSeq, a predicted model, not a curated record
UUGUUGUCAGGUUGUGCUGUCGUUAUGCUACUUUCGUGUGCAUACAUUCUGUUAUCAAAAAUAUUUCAAACUACAGUUUUCUGCUAGCAAAAUGACCACGACAGCUUCCAGUUGCGACCCAACGGAAAUUGUCUGCUCAGAACGCAUCAAAUUUCGUCGAUUGCGGUCGCAGAACAUCGUGCAUCGACUGCGCUAUCGAGAGAUGGGCUUAAGCGUAAAGUCCCCGCAGCAUUCGGUUCGAGAGUUUUAUCAGAAUGUCUAUCCCAAUCUCACUGUAGUAAACGUCGAAAAACCACCGUGUUAUCUUCGAAAGUUCAGUCCAGAUGGACGCCUUCUGAUUGCCUUCUCAUCGGAUCAAGCUUCGCUGGAAAUAUAUCAGUAUAUGGGUUGCUCGGCGGCAGCUAGCCUGUUUCAAGAAAGUGAAGAUACGGAGUUAAUAAUGAACGAUGGCACUGGGGGGAGAAGUUACGAUAUAAGGAGUCAGAUUUUUGAUAGACUAUUUAAGCUAAGACAUAUUGUUAAUAUGGAAAACAAUGAAAAGCAGCUGAACCGCGAAUGUAGCUUGUUCACCAAUGACGGGCGGUAUGUGAUUAUCGGAGCUGCGGUGUUUAUUCCGGAGGAAAACAGGCCACAUUUCUACGAGUUAUACACAAAUAAUGAGGCAAUAAAGCCAACGGCCAGCUGUCCACUAGAGGAUUUCACCUUGUAUAUAAUAGACCUUCACAAUGGCCGCAUUUCAGACUCGAAAGAUUUCAAAGUGGACAAAAUAAUUCUAUCGCAUAACCAGGGUGUUUAUCUGUAUAACGAUACACUGGCGAUCCUCUCAAUUCAACACCAAACUGUGUACAUUUACUCGAUAGCCGAAGGGACCUUUAUCAUGGAACGAACCAUUGGGAGGUUUUGCUGCCCUGAUGAAAGUUAUCUGUAUUGCAUUGGAACGACUGGUGGUCGAUCAGGAAGCAACACAAAUCUGCGAGCUUUUCGAGAGCCAACAAUAAACAGUUUGAAACAUCGAAUGUUGGUUUUUUUGUUUCACCAGGCUAAGGUUAAAGUAGACACGGAGGAAGAUAAACUGGCGUUGAGGAAAUUUUAUCGGCGUUUUGACGAAUACAGAAACCUUCGUAUGUGGAAGAUGCAACUGCUGGAUGAUGACCAUUUAUUGAUUAAAUACGCUAGUGAAGACGUGGUAACACUGAAAACAAUAGAACCCAAUAAUCAUAGUUCCAUGUUUGUGAUAUAUCAUAUUUGGAAGAAUCGAAUCAUAGGAAUAUAUGGCAAUCAAUCGCAGGACUUGUUAUAUUUAUAUGAAAACUUUUGCGACAGCUUCCGGAAUGCCAAUCUUGCCCACCAGACGCAGUUCACCUGUUCGCCGAGUAACAACAUAUAUAGUAAUCUGAUUCAUCAGCGCUUCAAGCAAACAAUGAUCGGUGCUCGCGGGGGAGGCGUGCAAGAAGCGACCAAACGUAUCUUAGCACAGUUGCCAAUCAGUGCCCAAAGUUACAGCAGCUCACCCUACCUGGAUUUAAGUUUGUUCAGUUACGACGACAAAUGGGUUUCAGCAAUGGAACGGCCCAAAGCGUGUGCAGAGUUUCCGAUCAGAUUCUUCGCCCGCGAUUCAGGCCUUUUGAAGUUCCGGAUCUACGCCGGGGUACAGAAUCAACAGGCUAGUUCCAGCUCGCGAAGAUUGGUAGCGUUUACUUUUCACCCGACGGAGCCGUUUGCGAUAAGUGUUCAGCGAAUAAACACCGAUUAUAUUGCUAACUUUCACAUAAGACAUGCGGGCGCACGGCUGCAGAGGUGAUGGUUUAGUUUUUUAAUUUUAAAUUUAAUGUGACUUCAACAGUAUUGGACGCAGAAAAGCAUUCAAUAGGACGUUUUAUUGUGAAAAUAAAAAAAGAGAAUAAAAUCGAUGCACAAGAUUUUAAUG